AUGUCCUCAUCAUAUCUCCCAGCAACUACUGACUCACUUGCUCAGGCUUUGGAAGCCAAAACCCCAUCUGAGGCGAUCUCUAUCCUUUAUCGGACACUUGAUGACCCUUCAUCUUUUUCUGAAGCUUUACGGAUAAAAGAACAAGCCAUCUCUAAUUUCUCAGACCUUCUUAGACAAGAGAACAGGGCAAAAACUGCUAAAAUUGUUCGUGGAAUUGUUGAUGCGGUAGUUAAAAUACCAGGCACAUCUGAUCUCCAGAUCUCCCUUUGCAAAGAAAUAGUGCAGUGGACCCGUGCUGAGAAGCGAACUUUCCUUCGACAACGAAUUGAGGCAAGGCUUGCAGCUCUUUUGAUGGAAAGCAAGGAGUAUUCUGAAGCAUUGACCCUACUUUCGGGCCUCAUCAAGGAGGUGAGAAGAUUAGAUGACAAGCUGCUUCUUGUGGAGAUAGUCUUGUUGGAGAGCAAGCUCCAUUUCUCUCUGAGAAAUCUUCCAAAAGCCAAGGCUGCCCUUACAGCGGCAAGAACAGCAGCCAACGCCAUUUAUGUGCCUCCAGCUCAGCAGGGCAGCAUAGACUUGCAAAGUGGGAUUCUCCAUGCGGAAGAGAAGGAUUAUAAAACUGCUUACAGCUAUUUCUUUGAAGCAUUCGAAGCUUUCAAUGCCCUUGAAGAUCCCCAAGCCAUAUAUAGCCUUAAGUACAUGUUGUUGUCCAAAAUCAUGGUAAGCCAGGCUGAUGAUGUAGCAGGAAUAAUAUCAUCAGCCAAGGUGGGAUUGCAAUAUCAGGGGCCAGAACUUGAUGCAAUGAAAGCUGUUGCUGAUGCUUAUUCAAAACGCUCUUUGAAGCUCUUUGAGAUUGCUCUUCGCAACUUUAAAGCCCAGCUAGAGGAAGACCCUAUUGUCCCCAGGCACCUCUCUUCCCUCUAUGACACGCUGCUGGAGCAGAAUCUUUGCAGGUUGAUCGAGCCUUUCUCAAGGGUUGAGAUUGCUCACGUUGCCGAGUUAAUUGAGUUGCCUGCUGACCACGUGGAGAAAAAAUCAUCUCAAAUGAUUUUGAAUAAGAAGUUUGCGGGAACUUUAGACCAAGGUGCUGGAUGCCUCAUCAUUUUUGAAGAUCCCAAGAUUGAUGCGAUCUACCCGACAACAUUGGAUACCGUUGCCAAUAUGGGCAAGGUUGUUGAUAGCAUCUAUGUGAGGUCUGCCAAAAUAAUGGUCUGAGGUUCUGAUUUAGGAGAUUGUUUUCUAGUUUCUGUUGCUUUUCAAUUUCUUCCCAGAGGCUAUUAUCUCUCCAUUGAUGUCGGGAUCGCGGCUUUAUUUUUCUAGGUUGAUAUGCUGCUAGUUACCCAACAUGAUGUGAAAUUGAUUUUUCUCGAAGUACUGAAAUUUUGUGGAAGAUUGGAUCAAAUUGAUGCACUCAGGCUGAACUUAAAUGAUCUCAAUAGGAGUAUAUUUGUAAUCCCCAUGGAUCCAU
Messenger RNA from Ilex paraguariensis (yerba mate), 1465 nucleotides. Lineage: Eukaryota; Viridiplantae; Streptophyta; Magnoliopsida; Aquifoliales; Aquifoliaceae. The record is from the annotation of a GenBank genome assembly.